This is a messenger RNA of Brenthis ino (lesser marbled fritillary), 1029 nucleotides long. Lineage: Eukaryota; Metazoa; Arthropoda; Insecta; Lepidoptera; Nymphalidae. The record is from the annotation of a GenBank genome assembly.
AUGAACCCUGAACAAAUAGACCAAUUACUUCGAAAUCAAGUAUCACAGCAACAACAAAUAACAGAAAUCCUGAAAUUUUUAGUUGAAACACGAAUUACCACACCCACACCAUUGAACAACAAUGGAACGGAAUUGCAGGUAACUACCUCAACACCGACAGAAAUAAAUAAAAUAGCCAUCAUUAAUAAUUUUAGAGGAGACAAAUUUGAACCGUCAAGUAACUCGUCAAUUGAAAAUUUUAUCGAAUAUUUUGAAGCCAAAUGUAGAAUAGGGGGUGAAAGUUACUUAAAUAUACAGAAAGACCUUUUAUUAUCAUGUUUAAAACCAGAAACAUAUCACGAAAUUAAAACAGCACUAAUACCCUCAUUCGAAAAUUCUACCUACGAUGAUAUUAAAAAUAAACUACUAGAUAUAUAUAAAACACGUAAAACAAGAUACAAGGCAUUGACUGAAUUUUGGUCUUGUAUCAGAGAUACCUGUGAAAGCAUGGAACAUUAUGCCAAUAGGUUAAAAGAACUCAGCAAAGAUUGCGGUUAUGAUGACACUAUAUUAGAACGACAGUUACGAGAUCGCUUCGCUACAGGGCUAAAUCAUCAACAAUUACAAAUUGAACUAAGACAAAAAUGGCCUGAUCUUAUAGAUACUCAAAACGGAAUAAAAACAGAAGUAACAUUUUUACAGUUAUUUGCUAUUGCUCAGUCUAGGGAACUAGCUGAAGCAGAUAUUAAUACAGAGUGUAACAUUAACAGAAUAUCUAACAAAACUGGAAACAGAAAAGAAGAAAACAUACGGAAACCAACACGCAAAUUACGCCUAGACCAAUGUCGCAGAUGCGGCAAGCACAAUAGACACAGCUUUAACAAAUGUGAAGCCAGAAAUCAUGAAUGUACAGAAUGUGGAGUUAUAGGUCACUUUGAAAGUUGCUGCAUUAAAACUGGCCGAGCGUACCUUGACAACUAUAAACCGCUUAAAAAUCAACUAAGUUUCAGAAAAAUAGGCACUUAUACAGAAUUACAGAAAGAGCAAAUA